UCUGAAUAAAUAGACUUUGCUUGUUCUCAUGUGGAUGGUCUUCCUUUAUUUCUGCCACUUUGUUUAAAAGUUUAACUUUCUGACAUGCUGUGUGGUAUUAGGUAAGCCCUUUCCUCUCUUUGGGCCUUACUUCAACUGAAAAAUUGGUUCACUAUUCAUUCAUUCAUUCAUUCUUUUAUUCAACAAAUGUUCCUUGGCACUCAAAGAAAUUGGGCCCUAAGAGCUGCUAGACAUUGGGCGGAUGUUAGAGGCACAAAGAUGGACAUGCCAAGUACGUAAUCUGCUCUCUGAGAAUGUAGAACAUAGUAAAGGGAGGCGGAUAGAUGAACAGGCAUAGUCAAGUGUGCAGCCUUACAUCAGCAUCCAUCCUACAAGAGUGCUGAAAGGUGAAGCAGGACGGUCAGUGGGAAGAAGAGGGCCAGGAAAGGAUUCCCAGAGGAAGCCUCUUCCCAGAGGAAGCCUCCUCCGCGGCCGUCGGCUCCCCUCCAUCCCUGCAGCGGCGCGCCGGGGCAGUCGGUAUCCCUGGGAGAGCUGGACCACUCUCCCCUCCCUCCUUUGCAGGGCGAGAAGGGAGGACCACAGAGAUGCGGCGCCCUCCACCGUCCUAGAGAAGCCGGGGUGGCACGACUGCUGCAGCUUCCACCUCUCCAGUGCGGGGCUCUGGCCCGCGCGGAACGUGACGACCUGGCGUGGGGUUGGCCAGGCUGGCGGGGCGUGGAGUGUGGGUCUUGCCUGGGUCGCUCACGGGCGAGGGGCGGUUAUGUCAGGGCCACCCUGGUCCGGAGCGUCCCUCCCCAACACCGGACAACCCCGGGUAGGGCCCGGCGCGCGCUCGCUUCCCCGGAGGGCGGCCCGGGCCCUGGCGACCGCGGCCCUGGCGAGCAGAGCCCGCUUCGGCCCUGCGCUCGAGCUGCUGCCAGGACAGCCCGCGCCGGCCCGGGCGCGCCCGGAGUCAGUGACCUUCGAGGACGUAGCCGUCUACUUCUCUGAGAAUGAAUGGACCGGCCUGGCCCCUGCUCAGAGGUCCCUGUACAGGGAUGUGAUGCUGGAGAAUUAUGGGGCCGUGUCUUCCCUGGCAGCAUUUCCAUUUCCCAAACCGGCUCUGAUUUCCCAGCUGGAGCGAGGGGAAGCACCCUGGUGCUCGGCUCCUCAGGGAGUUCUGGAUGGAGAGGGCCCGAGGGGCAUCUCCUCAGGAUAUCCGUUUCUAAAGCCUGCUGGGAUCUCCCAUCUUGAGCAGGUGGAAGAGCCAUUGAACCUGAAACUGCAAGGAGAGGGUCCAAGCCUAAUUUGUACUGAGGGUGUGUUGAAGAUUGAGAAGGAAGAUUUUAUUCUGAAGGAGGAAACUUUUGAGGAGGCACAGGAGCACAUGGUGCUAUCAAGUGGACCCCACUGGUGUGGCUCCCAGAAAUUCUGGUUUGGAAAGACCUGGGAAGAGGAGAAAAGCAGAUUAGGGAGAUGGCCUGACUACCCCAGUGGAGGAAGUGUGGAGAACACUACAAAUGAUAUUAUAGAAGUCAUUGUCAAAGAUGAGAUGAUCUCAGUGGAAGAGUGUUCAGAGAAUACUGAUGUUAAUACUCACCUUGUUAUACAUCAGAAAAUUCUAGGUGAGCAGGUAUUCUAUACAUGUGAAGAAUGUGGCAAGUGUUUUGAUCAAAAUGAAGACUUUGAUGAACAUCAGAGAAUUCAUAAUGGAGAGAAGGUCUAUGGAUGUAAGGAAUGUGGGAAGACUUUCAGUUUUAGAUCACAUUGCAUUGCACAUCAGAGAAUUCACAGUGGGGUGAAACCCUAUGUGUGUCAAGAAUGUGCUAAAGCCUUCGUUUGGAAGUCAAAUCUCAUUCGGCACCAGAGAAUACAUACUGGAGAGAAACCCUUUGAAUGUAAGGAAUGUGGGAAGGGCUUUAGUCAGAACACAAGCCUUACACAACAUCAGCGAAUCCACACUGGGGAGAAACCAUAUACAUGUAAGGAAUGUGGGAAAAGCUUUACUCGGAACCCAGCCCUUCUUCGACAUCAGAGAAUCCACACGGGGGAGAAACCUUAUGAAUGUAAAGACUGUGGGAAAGGCUUCAUGUGGAACUCAGAUCUUGCUCAGCACCAGAGGGUCCACACUGGGGAGAAGCCUCAUGAGUGUACUGACUGUGGGAAAAGCUUCAUUUGCAAGGCACACCUUAUCCGACAUCAGAGAAUCCAUACUGGGGAAAGACCCUAUAAAUGUAAUGACUGUGGGAAGGCCUUCAGUCAGAAUUCUGUUUUGAUUAAGCACCAGAGGCGCCAUUCUAGAGAGAAACCCUAUAAUUGUCAGACCUCUCACCUUGAACAUUAGAGAAUGCAUAAGGGUGACGCUUGUUUAUAGUUCUUAUGCUACAGGAACCCCAGAGACAAAAUGAGAUGACUGUCCACAAUUUUCUGUACCUCAAAUAGACAGUAUUUUCUUGCCCCUUCUCCUGAACAGAUACCCUGUACUCUAGCAAGACUGGUUCCCUAGUUCAACCAUGUUUAUACUAGGCAACAUUUAGUUGAGCAGCUACUCUGUGUCAGGUACUGUGCUAACCACUUGACAUACAUUCUUUAAUUUUUCUUAAUCAUAUUAAGGUAGGUACUCUUAUCCCCAUUUUACAAAUGAGAAAUCUAAGGUUGGAAGGGUUAUAAAACUCAUUCAAGUUUGCUCAGCUAGUCAGUUAUAGAUUGGAACCAGGCCUAUCUGACUCCAGAUCCUACUGUUCUUUAUUUGCGCACAUUUCUGCUUCUACCCAUUUUUAGUUGCUCAAGUUUCCCUAGCCAAAAGUUUCCCUUCCUUACCUAAGACCCAGUUCCUUCAACUAGCAGGCCUCUCCUCCUUUUCUACUUGUAAUCAGUACCACCCAAGUUGGUAUUUAAUUAUGUGCUAUCUUAUAUUUUUCUAAUUGUCUUAUGUCUGUUAGUCCAACUAAAUGGCUCCAUCUGAAUGGCUCUUUGAGGACCCAACACUGCAUUUCUUUCAUGUUUUUCAAAUGUUGAAAAUUAUUUAUUUUUGAUUAGAUAUAACAUGCUUAUGAUAAAAACAUUGAAAUAGUUCAAAAAGGUGUUCAGUGAAAAGUAAAUAUCCUUGUCACUCCUGUCUUCUGCUCUUCCUGCUCAGAGACAAUCAUUGUUACUAGUUGUAUAUCUUUCUGGAUAUAUUCUUUCUAUACAUAAACAAGUAUUUAUUAAUGCUGCUUUCAUAAGUCUACCUCACUGAAAACUGUUAUUUGAUGUAGAUGAUGUGAUGUUACAGUUAUGUUGUCAACUCCAGGACCUCUUCUUCCUCAGAAGUUGUGGUCCUCCUGAGAUCACCAAGGUAACUUAAGGAAAGCAGUGGAGGGUAAUCUGGGUUGUGCAAUCUUAAGACCUGAUUGCAUAUGUGUUAUAACAUAGUACUUUGAGACUGGGAAAAUGUAAAGCAAGUGGGAGACUUUUUCAUAAAAAUUUAAGUAACUCCACCUCCUUUCAUUGUACCACUAUCCUAAAUCCUCUCCCAGUCUACCCCCUUCUCAUCACCAUAAUAGCCCAAACCCAAAGUAAGCUGUGGGGCCAUCACCAGGGAAGGGAGACAUGGUCACUCUCUGAUAAUGGUUAAUGCUUUGUUAGGUAGACUCAGCCAGUUAGUGGUGGAAAUAUAAUCCAAUAUUUUGGCAUCAGAGUCACAGAUGCCCUCCCUAGGUCCAGGAUCAAAGAUAAAACAAAUGUUAGUAACACAGGUUCUACACAGUGAGGAAGGAGAAAGUGAAUUCCAAAAUUAACUAACUCAACGUGAAAUAAGGAGUCUAUAAAAUAAAAUGUUAAGGAGCUGGCCCAGUGG
Equus caballus (horse) is the source of this 3817-nucleotide messenger RNA. It is a transcript of the gene ZNF662, whose product is annotated as zinc finger protein 662. Lineage: Eukaryota; Metazoa; Chordata; Mammalia; Perissodactyla; Equidae. The record is from RefSeq and is a predicted model, not a curated record. Gene Ontology annotation, biological process: regulation of DNA-templated transcription.